Molecule: messenger RNA, 4558 nt
Organism: Orbicella faveolata
Lineage: Eukaryota; Metazoa; Cnidaria; Anthozoa; Scleractinia; Merulinidae
Product: membrane-associated guanylate kinase, WW and PDZ domain-containing protein 1-like
Biological process (GO): signal transduction
Cellular component (GO): cytoplasm
Molecular function (GO): protein binding
Source: RefSeq, a predicted model, not a curated record
ACGAGCGUCUUUGAGUCACUGUUUAUAAUUCAGUUCAACGAUGGUUGGUAGAAAUUGAGAUGUUUUAUCCUUUAAAUCAAGCUUCUUGAUUGUCCGGGAAUGUCGAAUCUUCAUCCUUUGCGAAAUUCCUUACCUCGUAAAGGAAGGCAUUGGUCGCAAAACGUUCACGAAUGCGUCCUUCUUCGAGGUUCCACUGGGAACUUUAACUUACACAUCGUUGGUGGUGCAGAAAAUGGCGAAUUUAUCUGCAUCGGGGAAGUCAGACAAGAUAGACUGAGGUACAAACGGGGAAGGAUCCAUCAGGGAGACAUCGUCUUGGAAAUAAAUGGAAAGCAAGUUGCUGGAUAUACUCAAUUCGAUGUUUUGCCUUUGAUCAAGAGUUCGAAUGAAGCUGUAACGCUACACACUGUUAAACAAGGAGACCAAAUCACAAGGGACUUGCAGAAUUAUCUCUCCACGAAAUUUGACAAGACCUCCAUUGACAGUGAAUUACAGCAAACUAUACGAGAAAACCUCUACAACAGGACAGUACCUUGCACAACACGCUCACCAAGAAAUGGUGAAAUACCAGGGGUAGACUAUGUCUUCCUUUCUCUGGAGGAGUUCAUAAAAUUAGAAAGAAGCGGCAAUCUCCUUGAGAGCGGAAUUUAUGGAGGGAAUCACUAUGGUACUCCAAAACCUCCAAGGGAACCCCUGCCGCCUGAUAACAUGAUAUAUGUACCAGGCAAGAGUGACACAAUGAGAAAUGGAGGAAGAUCAAGAUCAGAAGACAAUCUGGGACCACUUCCAUCCAACUGGGAAAUUGCUUUCACUGAAGAUAAUGUCAAGUAUUUUAUAGAUCACAGCACUGGUACGACUCAAUGGGUUGACCCAAGAUUGGCGCAGGUCAAGAAGGCUACAGUUGAUGAGUGUGACGAUGAUGAGUUACCAUAUGGAUGGGAAAGAGUUGAGGAUCCAAAGUAUGGAACAUAUUAUAUAGACCAUGUCAACAGAAAGACUCAGUUUGAGAAUCCUGUGCAAGCACGCAGACGACAGAGUCAUUCAAGUAACAUGUCAUACUCUACUGCACCCCCGCCCCAUGCGGGCCCACCUUCGUUUCAGUCAGCAGCGGCCUUGGCCAAAGCACAAGAAGCAGAGGCUCAGUCAAGGUGGCCAGAAGUGGAGUUUUCUCAGCCAUCUCCUCCAGCAUACUCAGAUGACAGCUCAAACCAUCGUCCUAGAACUUACCCGUACUCCAUCAAUGGUAAACAACUGCAAGGUGAGGUUAUAACAACAGAACUGCACAAAGGCUUACGUGGGUUUGGCUUCACUAUCGUGGGUGGAGAUCAAGUCGGAGAACUGCUGCAGAUCAAGAGUAUUGUACCUGAUGGUGCUGCUGCAAAAGACGGCGUACUGAGAAUGGGUGAUGCUUUGACGAAAGUGAAUGGAAUGUCUGUGUUGUCCCGCAGUCAUCAAGAUGUGGUGAGCAUGUUCCAGGCCAUGCCAUCAGGAGAGAGUGUUGAGUUGGAGGUUGUUCGCGGAUAUCCAUUGCCCUUUGACCCUGAUGAUCCCAAUGUGGAGACAAUCGGCUCCUAUACCGUGGUGCACGGACCGUCCCCUGGCUCAGAAUCACCACUGCCACGAUCUUCAGAAGAGAACAGCCCUGUGUUUCCAACCUAUCCUCCACCCCAUGGCCAGGCAAUGAAUAAGUGGAGUAGUUCACAAGAGCCACCAGAAUCUCCAUUUGCCCCUGCCGCCCACACAACAUCAGCCUUCCCACGCACAUCAACAACUAACACUCUUCCACGAAGCUCCCCAGAGCUUCUAACGGUCCCAGUGGUGAAGGGUCCAAUGGGGUUUGGUUUCACCAUUGCGGACAGUCCAUAUGGGCAAAAAGUGAAACAGAUUUUAGAUGCUCCUCGUUGUCAAGGACUACAAGAAGGUGACAUCUUAGUGGAGAUAAAUGGGCGAAUGAUCCGGAGCUGUACUCACAAUGAGGCUGUGAACAUCCUGAAGGAAUGCCCUAAGGGACAAGAAGCAUUUAUUAGAGUUCAGAGGGGAGGAAUUCCAACACCACUGAGGAACAGCCCUGCAUUUGGAAGAAGAGAACAGGAGCCUGAGCCUAUCGUUUCGAGAGUUGCCCGUCCAAAGUCCACCCCCGUGAUGGGUUCAAACCACGUGGGGUACAGGCAGGUGGAACAUGGAAGCACGGGGAACCUGGCAACUACUGGAGAAAGCACAAGAAACCAGGAGACUGGGUACGAGAACCGAAGGCUUGGUCAACCAACUUUGGACAAAAGUUCUGAGGCCUUGUUCAAUUCUUAUCCUUCACUCAAAAAGGCUGUUGCUAAUGCGGCCAGGAGGUCAAUGGAAAACUUGAAUAUACCUGAAGUGGAGCCUCCCCCGGCAAGUCCAGACGACAUUAAUUUCACUGUUCACCUUCAGAGAGGCGAGAUGGGCUUUGGCUUCCGUAUUAUUGGCGGUCAAGAGGAGGGGACUCAGGUGGCCGUAGGUACAAUCGUCCGGGGGGGACCUGCCGACCUGAACGGUGAUCUCCGGCGUGGGGACGAAAUUCACUACGUGGAUGGAAUGAACGUAAUUGGAUCCACACACCGCCGCGUGAUCUCACUCAUGGGUAACGCCGCUUUAGCUGGUGAGGUCACAUUGGGUAUCCAUAGAAACCCCGCAAGAUCAGAAAGAUUGUCGUCCUCGGGUAUGAUGCGUCGUUCCCGAUCGGCAUCAUCGGAACUCUCCGAAGGGGCCCUGGGGGGAAUCAAAGCUAGGGAGGGGUCGAAAUCCAUGGGGAAUCUUAACCAGUACGGGAGGAGACCGUACCCCGAUCAGGAGGAAACGUCUUCAAUGCGGAGCUUUCAUUCUACCCCUGGGGAUAUCUUGACGGCCGGUGGGAAGUCAUCUCAACGGAACAGGAGCGUGAGUGAGAGUGACGCAAACGCUGAGCCCCAGGGCCCCACGUACUAUCGCGACAUCACACUGGAAAAGGAAGACAACGAGUCGUUUGGUUUUGUAAUCUUGUCAUCAGUUCAGAAGACUGGACCAACCAUAGGUCGUAUCAUUCAAGGCAGUCCUGCCGAUCGCUGUCGUCAGCUGCACGUGGGCGAUCGUCUCGUUGCGGUAAAUAACGUCAGUAUUGACGGUGUACAUCACAGUGAUAUUGUGGACACUAUUAAACAAUCUGGAAGAACUGUCACGCUUAGAAUUGCUCAGCAACCUCCAUUGGAUAACACUGAAGCUAAAAAAUUAUCUCGAAUGAGUGUACCGGACAUUGCUAAAGCAAGUAACACUUAUGAAAGUGAAAGAGACGGACGAAGAGACGCUGACCAUUGGAACCGGGACAGGCCAUACUCGGAACAGGUUUUGCCGGAUCGUACAAGAGAUGAAAGCCGUUUCCAAAGCUAUCCUAGAACACUGAAUCACAAUUCGGAUAUUCCUAAAAGAAACAACACUUACGGAAGUGAUACAAACACUAGAAGAGACGCUGACCAGUGGAAUAGGGAUAACGCAUAUUCAGAACAGGUUCUUCCGGACCGUACAAGAGUCGAAAGCCGUUUUCAAAGCUUUCCCAGAACACAAAACCACAAUUCACAACUACCGCCAAAAGUUCCCCCUAGAGUCGCCCCCAAGCCCUCGCGAGAAAGAGUGCUCAUGGCACGAAAAGAAAACAGUGUUAAUGCCGUUAGAAGCGACAUACGCAGAAGAUCGAACCCUGAAAUUCCCUCCAGACCACCCCCACCUUCCCAGAAUUACUCGGGAGGGAUGCGAGAUGAGCGAGAGUCGAGGUUCCAGACAAUGGAGGUAGAACUGGGUCGAGACCACCAAGGGUAUGGGUUCAGUAUCAGAGGAGGAAGAGAGUUGAACCUACCGAUAUUUGUAUUGCGCAUGGCUGAAGGAGGUGCAGCUGAGAGAGAUGGCAGGCUCAGGGUGGGAGACGAGAUUUUAGAAAUCAAUGGAAGGAGUACAGAGAAUAUUCCACACGCUGAAGCAAUAGCCCUGAUCAAGAGCGGCGGCAACAGAGUUCGCCUUUUGAUUCACAGAUCUAACAAACCUGUUUACCACGAUGGUAUUCCAAAUGGCGGACAGAGCAUUACAAAGGGCGGAAGCCUACCGCGGGCGACCUGGAAAAAUCCCUCUUACAACACCAUGUACCAGUAAUGAAUAGUCGCACGACGUAAUUUUUCACUUGAGCUGAAAAUCGUGCAAAAUUGUUUUCGUAGAUAAAACUAUUUUAUGAUACCUUAAAGUUUUUAUGGUAAUUGUAAGUUGAUAAUUUCCAUAUCUUAUUAGAUAUUUUAUCAUAGAUGGGUAUUUUCGGCUGUAAAUUCGUGAUUUGUCGCCGAUUUCUUGACCGGUAGAUAUUCCCCGUAUUUAAUUGUGAUAUUUUAACUGCUCUGUACAUAUUUCAUAACAUACUUUUAAUCUUUGACCAUACGUCUUUAAGACACUUUGUGUAUACAUUGGUGAGGGAUUUGCCUUCGCUGUGUAUUUUGUUUGUCUUUUUUUAGCAAAAGAGUUUUCAAUUGAGGACCCGUUGUUUAAGGAAAUAGUAUGUGAGAAAUUUGCU